This is a messenger RNA of Scedosporium apiospermum, 417 nucleotides long. RefSeq lists its product as uncharacterized. The coding region runs from base 1 to 417 and encodes 138 amino acids. The record is from RefSeq and is a predicted model, not a curated record. Gene Ontology annotation, biological process: positive regulation of transcription by RNA polymerase II; negative regulation of transcription by RNA polymerase II; RNA polymerase II preinitiation complex assembly. Gene Ontology annotation, cellular component: negative cofactor 2 complex. Gene Ontology annotation, molecular function: TBP-class protein binding; core promoter sequence-specific DNA binding; protein heterodimerization activity. The transcript has 4 exons. Lineage: Eukaryota; Fungi; Ascomycota; Sordariomycetes; Microascales; Microascaceae.
AUGUCUGAUCACGAGUUUACCGCAAACGACGAGCUCAGCCUUCCCAAGGCUACCGUCCAAAAAAUCGUCACAGAAAUUCUCCCACCUUCCAGCGGCUGCAGCUUCUCCAAGGAAGCUCGCGAUCUCCUCAUAGAAUGCUGUGUCGAAUUCAUCACCCUCAUCUCCUCCGAAGCCAACGAGAUCUCCGAAAAGGAGGCCAAGAAGACGAUUGCCUGCGACCACAUCACCAAAGCACUCGAGCAACUUGGCUUCUCCGAUUAUGUGCCCGCCGUCGUCGAGGCGGCGGCUGAGCACAAGGAAGUCCAAAAGGGCCGUGAGAAGAGGGGUGAUAAACUCGCACAGAGCGGGUUGUCGCUGGAAGAACUGGAGAGGAUACAGGCGGAGCAGUUUGCACAGGCAGCAGCACGACACAGCUAG